AGGCGACAAGCAGAAAACGACAAAACGAAAUGACACACAGGCGGACACACCUGGAGAGAAAGUUCCUCUUGGCAGUGAUGGUUCUGAUGGUGCUGACCGCAGCAGGACAGUCUGCAGAUUUGGUUAAAACCUCUCCAACCAGUCCAACUCCUCACUCAAAUUCAUCUCUAAUUACGCUUCUAAUCAAGAGCAGCGCAGUGACGCCUAAAGUCCAGCUUGUACGCAGACCUUGUGGAAGGGAACAUUCAAAUUUCUGCCUCCACGAUGGGGAGUGUGUGUACCCUCAAGACAGCAGCAGCAGCAAUCCUUCCUGCAUCUGCAAAGAAACGUACACCGGGAAACGCUGCGAGACCUACAGCAGUUACAUUUCUGCCUCCUUCAACACAGACCAAGUGAUCGCCAUCGUCUUUGGCGUCAUCAUGGUCGUCUUCUUUUUGGGCCUGCUCAUCUUCCUCUUUGCCUACAGGAGGUGCAGGAAAUCAACACCUCAUAUAAAACUUGCCUCAUCUGAGACUUCUGUAUGACCAGCUUCAAAUCCUCAUUCCUCCUCGUUAUAUUUAUCGUCGCCGCCAUUUCAGACAAAAUUACUCACUGGAAAAACCGUUGUCUUUAUUGUGUCAAUCCACAGCUCAGUUAUUUUGUUGCCAUUUUUAUUUACCCUUGAUUUAAACAA
Nematolebias whitei (Rio pearlfish) is the source of this 673-nucleotide messenger RNA. It is a transcript of the gene epgn, whose product is annotated as epithelial mitogen homolog (mouse). The coding region runs from base 30 to 524 and encodes 164 amino acids. Gene Ontology annotation, biological process: epidermal growth factor receptor signaling pathway; positive regulation of cell population proliferation; positive regulation of mitotic nuclear division. Lineage: Eukaryota; Metazoa; Chordata; Actinopteri; Cyprinodontiformes; Rivulidae. The record is from RefSeq and is a predicted model, not a curated record. The transcript has 5 exons.